Prunus armeniaca (apricot) is the source of this 366-nucleotide messenger RNA. Lineage: Eukaryota; Viridiplantae; Streptophyta; Magnoliopsida; Rosales; Rosaceae. The record is from the annotation of a GenBank genome assembly.
AUGCGGGGAUCAUUUUAUUCUACUACGGGAAGGUCCAAUUUGGACGGCAACGGACCGGAAUUUCACUUUGAAAUCCGACCAAAACCUAGGUUGAGAAUUGAACUCCAAAAUGCCACAAUCAUUCCAAUCCUACCCAACAGGCAACUAGAGCUCGGAAAAAGAGUAAGAAACCUCACCUGUUACACCGGGAUUGGGCGGCGAUGGCGACGGCAUGACGACGGAGGAAAACCGGUUCAAACCAUUCGAAAUUGUCGACGAAACUCGAGCUUUCCAGUCAAGAAAAAUGGUGGUUUGAGUUCAGGACUUCGAGAGGGAUCAAUUGGGAUCGGUCAUGGCCAUUGCCGUGGCCGGAACUUAGAGAAUUGA